UUUCUUUCUUUCUUUCUUUCUUUCUUUCUUUAAUCAUGUUAGAAGUAACAAUGGAACAUGAUGACACAAUGGAUGCUUUUAAACCCAUCGAACUCAAGGGUGAAUCUGAAUCAGAUAAGGAUCUUAUCAUCGACUCCCUGAGUGAAUCACUCACAAUUCACAAAGAUAUUGUUGAACGCAUUCAAAAUGAAACGGAUGAACUCCAAUAUAGGUAUGAGACACUCGAAAAACCUGAACGUCAAUAUAUUUUUGAACAAGAAAAGCAACGAAUUCAGGAAGAACAACAAGAGAUGACAUUACGACUUGAACGCCUCGAACAUGCUCAUAAAGCCCUAGUGGAUCAGUUAGAGGCCAAGGAGAUAGAAUAUCAACGUAUGGAAAGUCGAUUUCAAUCUCAUGUUCAACUGAAUGGAAAAGAUGCUUCAUCAUUAGAAACUAGUGUUCGAGAUGUAUUGUCUGACAUUCAUGAAUUGUGUGUGUCGUUAGAGGUGAUUGAUAAAAAGGAACUUGAGCAGAUGUUUGGAUCAAAAGAAAUAAUAUGGAAAACAGAAAAGUGGUUGGUGGAUAAAAUUGUAAAUAAAAUCUGGAAGACACCGAUACAUCCUGGUAUACCUUUGAACAAUGCCUUUGAAAAAGUCCACAAAUGGAUCGAAAGGCGUAACGUAGCUUGGGCAACACGUAUCAAGCAACAUCUAGUAGGAUUUAUGGUAAAAGAGUCAAGUCAGGAAACAAACAUUGCGCGAGCCAAAUUGAUCGAGGAAGUGUUAAAAGAUGUUGAAAAAAUCUAUCUUGUAAAUAAAAAAGUGAAAGAAAAAUGGGAAGAGAUUGUGGAUAAGGCACUGGAGUUAAAUGUACUAUUGAAAUGUGAAGAUGUGACUAUAUUAAAUAUUGAGGAAGGAACAGCAUUUAAUAAGCACAUUAUGACAAAUGUGAAUAAACAAGAUGGAAAAAUAGUAGAAUUCGUUAUUUCUCCACCGUUUGUAGCUUCAAAUGCUGAAAAAGGAUUUUUGGUUCAAGCUCAAGUGUAUUGUGUAUAAACUGUUGUGUUUCAAAUUAAUAAUUUUUUAUUUUAUUUUAUUUUAUUUUAUUUUAUUUUAUUUUUCUUUUUAAUUUUUUUCUUUUUGCAUACAAAUAAUGAAUAAAGAAUCAUUAGCUAAG
Molecule: messenger RNA, 1158 nt
Organism: Cokeromyces recurvatus
Lineage: Eukaryota; Fungi; Mucoromycota; Mucoromycetes; Mucorales; Mucoraceae
Exons: 1
Coding region: 36-1037 (333 amino acids)
Source: RefSeq, a predicted model, not a curated record